Dama dama (fallow deer) is the source of this 4049-nucleotide messenger RNA. RefSeq names its product seizure related 6 homolog (gene SEZ6). NCBI's taxonomy places the organism in Eukaryota, Metazoa, Chordata, Mammalia, Artiodactyla, Cervidae. The record is from RefSeq and is a predicted model, not a curated record. The transcript has 17 exons. Bases 116 to 3043 code for a protein of 975 amino acids. Gene Ontology annotation, cellular component: dendritic shaft; dendritic spine; neuronal cell body. Gene Ontology annotation, biological process: synapse maturation; regulation of dendrite development.
GGCCACGCUCCCUCUUCCCGGGUCGGACCCGGCUCUGUCCCCCGCGCCUGAGCCCUGCUGAGCUCCCAGCCCUCCCGUCGCAGCCCCGAUCUGGGGCGCGGCCGCCACCGGCACCAUGCCCCCGGCAGCCCUGCUGCUCCUGCCCUCGCUGCUGGCGCUCCUGGCUCACGGACUCUCCUCGGAGGCCCCCACAGAGCGGGAAGGGCAGGCCCCAGGCCUGGAGGAGACGGAUGGAGAGUUGACAGCGGCCCCUACACCUGAGCAGCCAGAACCAGGCGUCCACUUCGUCACAACAGCCCCUACCCUGAAGCUGCUUAACCACCACCCCCUGCUGGAGGAAUUCCUACAAGAGGGGCUGGAGAAGGGCGAGCUGAGGCCUGACCCACCUACAGCGAGUCCCCUGCCCCGCCUGGCCAAUCAGGACAGCCGCCCCGUCUUCACCAGUCCCAGUCCAGUCAUGGCGGCAGCCCCUACUCAGCCCCAGUCCAGGGAGGGACCCUGGAGCCUGGAGUCGGAGCCCCCUGCACUUCGCAUCACAGCUGCCCUCCCUCCGGGGCCCAGCAUGGCAGUGCCCACCCCAGGCCCAGGGGAGGGGCCCAACACUACACCCCCUGGCGGAGCAUGGACUCCAACCCCAGAGGGUCCUGGAGACAUAGGCAGGCCCUGGGCUCCGGGAGUCCUGUUCCAGACCACAGGGCUCGGGAUGGAGGGGACUGUCACCACCUCCACAGCUUCAGGGGACGAUGAGGAGACCACCACCACCGUCACCACAGUCCAGCCACCAGGCCCUUGCAGCUGGAAUUUCUCAGGCCCAGAGGGCUCUCUGGACUCCCCCACGGCCUCCAACUCACCCCCUGAUGUCGGUCUGGACUGUUUCUACUACAUCUCCGUCUACCCUGGCUACGGCGUGGAAAUCAAGGUCCAGAACAUCAGCCUCCGAGAGGGGGAGACCGUGACUGUGGAGGGCCUCGGGGGGCCAGACCCACUGCCCCUGGCCAACCAGUCUUUCCUGCUGAGGGGCCAAGUCAUCCGCAGCCCCACCCACCAGGCAGCCCUGAGGUUCCAGAGCCUCCCACCCCCUGCUGGGCCUGGCACCUUCCAUUUCCACUACCAAGCCUAUCUCCUGAGCUGCCACUUUCCCCGACGUCCAGCUUAUGGAGCUGUGACUGUCACCAGCCUCCACCCUGGAGGUAGUGCCCGCUUCCGCUGUACCACUGGCUACCAGCUGAAGGGUGCCAGGCUCCUUACGUGUCUCAAUGCCACUCAGCCCUUCUGGGAUUCUCAGGAGCCGGUCUGCAUCGCUGCCUGCGGUGGAGUGAUCCGCAACGCCACCACCGGCCGCAUCGUCUCCCCUGGCUUCCCGGGCAACUACAGCAACAACCUCACCUGCCACUGGCUGCUUGAGGCUCCUGAGGGCCAGCGGCUGCACCUGCACUUUGAGAAGGUUUCCCUGGCCGAGGAUGACGACAGGCUCAUCAUCCGUAAUGGGGACAACGUGGAGGCCCCGCCCGUGUAUGAUUCCUACGAGGUGGAGUACCUGCCCAUUGAGGGCCUGCUCAGCUCCGGCCGACACUUCUUCAUGGAACUCAGUACUGACAGCAGUGGGGUGGCUGCGGGCAUGGCCCUGCGCUACGAGGCCUUCCAGCAAGGCCAUUGCUAUGAGCCCUUUGUCAAAUACGGCAACUUCAGCAGCAGCGCACCCUCUUACCCUGUGGGGACCACCGUGGAGUUCAGCUGCGACCCCGGCUACACUCUGGAGCAGGGCUCCAUCAUCAUUGAGUGCGUGGACCCCCACGACCCCCAGUGGAAUGAGACAGAGCCCGCCUGCCGAGCCGUGUGUAGUGGGGAGACCACAGACUCGGCCGGCGUGGUGCUCUCCCCCAACUGGCCGGAGCCAUACGGCCGUGGGCAGGACUGCAUCUGGGGUGUGCACGUGGAGGAAGACAAGCGCAUCAUGCUGGACAUCCGAGUGCUGCGCAUAGGCACGGGUGACAUGCUGACCUUCUAUGACGGGGACGACCUGACAGCUCGGGUCCUGGGCCAGUACUCUGGGCCCCGUGGCCACUUCAAGCUCUUUACCUCCAUGGCUGAUGUCACCAUUCAGUUCCAGUCAGACCCCGGGGCCUCAGUGCUCGGCUACCAGCAGGGCUUCGUCAUCCACUUCUUUGAGGUGCCCCGUAAUGACACAUGUCCGGAGCUACCUGAGAUCCCCAAUGGCUGGAAGAGCCCGUCGCAGCCUGAGCUGGUGCAUGGCACCGUCGUCACCUACCAGUGCUACCCUGGCUACCAGGUGGUGGGCUCCAGCGUCCUCAUGUGCCAGUGGGACCUCACCUGGAGUGAGGACCUGCCCUCAUGCCAGAGGGUGACUUCCUGUCAUGACCCUGGGGACGUGGAACACAGCCGACGCCUCAUAUCAAGCCCCAAGUUCCCCGUGGGGGCCACCGUGCAGUAUAUCUGUGACCAGGGUUUUGUGCUGACGGGUAGUGCCCUCCUCACCUGCCAUGACCGCCAAGCCAGCAGCCCCAAGUGGAGCGACCGGGCCCCCAAAUGUCUCCUAGAACAGCUCAAACCAUGCCACGGCCUCAGUGCCCCCGAGAAUGGUGCCCGCAGUCCCGAGAAGCGGCUGCACCCAGCGGGGGCUACUGUCCACUUCUCGUGUGCCCCUGGCUACGUGCUGAAGGGCCAGGCCAGCAUCAAGUGUGUGCCCGGACACCCCUCACAUUGGAGUGACCCCCCGCCCAUCUGUAGGGCUGCCUCUCUGGACGGCUUCUACAGCGGCCGCAGCCUGGAUGUUGCCAAGGUGCCAGCUGCCUCCAGCACGCUGGAUGCUGCUCACAUCGCAGCUGCCAUCUUCUUGCCGCUGGUGGCAAUGGCGCUCUUGGUGGGAGGUGUGUACCUCUACUUCUGCAGGCUCCAGGGGAAGAGCCCCCUGCAGCUGCCCCAGACACGACCCCGCCCUUAUGACCGCAUCACCGUGGAGUCAGCGUUUGAUAAUCCAACUUACGAGACUGGAGAGACAAGAGAAUAUGAAGUCUCCAUCUAGGUGGGGCGGCCUGGGGAAGCCGGCUCCGCCCUGCAUCCGAGUCUAGCAGCAGAGCUCCCAGCUUCCUGCUCCCUUGCCCUCCACCUCCUGUACAUACCACCUGGGAAGAGAUGCCGCCAGUCCCUCAAGAAGUUGUGCGCUUCCCGCCUGCAAUACCCACCGGGGCCUAUUUUCUUGGGACCACUGCCCACUUAGGGCCCUUCCUUGGGUCCAAGUCAGGGGCAUCUGCCUCCAGGCCAAACACAGCUGGAGCACACGCACCAAGAACCAGCAUUCUCCUGACCCUCUCUCAGGCCUGGGACCUCCAGGCUGGAAUUCACAGGCAGGGCGGAGUACCUCCCUCCAUGUGACCACCCUCCAGCCCUGGCAUGCAGCAGCCCUGGCAUGACAGCGGCGGAAACUGUGCCAGGGUGCUCCUCACAGGGCCGUUGCCAGUGGCCAAAACCGCUCUCAACAGUGACCUCUGGGUAGUCCUGGCAUGCUGACAUCAGUCCCCUGGGGGGAAUCUCUAGUCUUUCUCUAAGGCCCCAGGAAUGGUCAGUUCUGCCUCCUGCCCCUUCCUGGUGGAGGCAAUAAUGCUAAGGGAUCUUAAGAGAUUUAGGGACUCUACCCCAAGCUCAGGUUGGGCUUCCCUAGGCCACACCACUCAUGCUCCACACCAAAGCAGGACACCCACCGCUGCUCCCCUGGCGGCCCUACACCAUAAGAGAGGGAGAACCUCCCCUGACAUCAGUCCGGCUGUGAAAAACACCCUCUUGCCCACCUUCCCCUCCUCCAGUCCCAGCAACCUGUCAGGCUUCCCUCCUGGCAACUGCGUUUUGGGAUAAGGGGAGUGGCAGGCAUAUUCUAGAGAUGAGCAGAGGUCCACGGGUGCAGGAAUUUGGCAUGGAACAGGGGGUCAAAGCAUCCCAGGGAGAGGCCCAGGAGUUGGCUGCAGGCUACUUUGUACAUGUAAUGUAUUAUAUGGGGUCUGGGCUCCAGUCAGAGAACAAUCUUCUAUUUCUGU